Molecule: messenger RNA, 1428 nt
Organism: Penicillium olsonii
Lineage: Eukaryota; Fungi; Ascomycota; Eurotiomycetes; Eurotiales; Aspergillaceae
Source: the annotation of a GenBank genome assembly
AUGAAGCAAUCGUUCUGGCCUGACCACGUUUCUUUUCAAACAUUGGAAGAAAUGUCUAUGGCCCUCAUCGAAGGUAAUGAAGACCAGCGUACACUUACCUGCUAUCGUGUCUGCGUCUAUAUGAAAGCCGCCAGCUUGCUUUGCCGACUACCAAAGAAGGAUCGGAAGCCUCCACUACGAAGGCAUCUUGAGCAGAGCAUAAAGCAAUAUGAACACGAGAUACAUCAAGCUCUCUCCGAGAUUGACUAUCUUGCACCACCGAGUCUGGUCCUCUUGCAAGCAUUUCUAUCGGGGGCACUGUUCAUGCAAAAUCAAGGUGACAUGUCCCGGAGUUGGACAUUAACAGCGUAUGCAUCUAGGACCUUGGUAUCUCUCAACUAUCAAUCAAUGGGCCCAAUCACGCUUUGGGACGAAACUAAGCGUGAUAUAUACGGAUCUCUGUAUACCUGUUACUAUCUCGACAAAAUGCUUAGCGUGCUUCUUCUCAGGCCACCCUCACUUCCAAAGCUCAAACUGAAACCGGCAGAGCUGGUCCAAUUAAAUCCACACCUUCCACUGAGCGCCAGUGUUAAAGUCAUGGUUGAAUUUGCGCAGAUCCAGGAAGUUGUUCUCGACGUAUUGAACCACGCCAACACAGAUAACCAAGCCAAUAUCACCAUGAAGUUGACUCGGGAUAUGUAUGAAAUACAUCACACAAUCAAAAAGCAUCAAAAUCAACUCCCUUUCCGAGACACAACCUACGAAUGGGCUGCCAUCGAGUUCGGAUAUUAUGCACUGCUUGCUAGCGUGUUGCACCUGCAUCAGCGUGUUGUCCAAAAUCGAUCAACACAUGAAGAUUGUGUCGUUGCUUCGCGACAGGCGCUGAUACGCCUGGUCAAAAUUCAGGACGAAAUAAACAUGGAUGCGAAUUUCCUCGAUCAUCAUCCUUACUUCCUGACUUGGACACUUCUUUUCUAUCCACUUAGUCCAUUCUUUGUCCUGUUUUGCAACGUGGUAUAUUCCGCGAACCUAGAGGACUAUGCACUGAUGGCAGAAGUCACCAGAGGAGUUUCGCGUUUCGUGGAAAUGCAUCCCUCAAUUGCUGAAAUUCAUAGACUUUUCUCGGCUUUCCUGAGAAUAGUCAAGCCUGUUGUUCGCAACCACUCCAUCCCCGCUGUUUCUCAACACAUUCCGGGCGCUGCGGUUGAAGGAAUUGGACUCACAAACAUACCAAGUACGACUAGUCAAGCUCCAACAAUGAGCAGCAACCUCAAUGGUGACACAAACAUGACCCAACAAGAGGGAGAUUAUCCCCCGAGCCAAGAUUUCAUUAAUCAGAACGCAGAGGUUGUUCCUGAGGACGAGAGCUUGUGGGAUUUGAUAGAUUCCCAGCCGUGGCUGGGCUGGAUGAGAUCAGAUGCUUUGACAGAGAACCCCAUGGGCAGCUAA